AUGAACAAACAAUUCCUCCAACUGGCCAUUGUGGCUGCUGCUUAUGCCGGAGUUUAUGGUAAUCCGUGCGGAAGUGGAGACUGGAAGUACAAUCCUGGAACGAACGCUUGCUACAAGCUGAUUUCCGAUAUUCUCCCAUGGACAGUAGCCGAAUUCAAAUGUCUUUUCCAAGGAGCUCAUCAUGUUUCCGUUCAUAGCAUUGAAGAAAACAAGUUUGUAAAUGAAGUUUCUCAGCAUCGUGAAAUCUGGAUCGGAUCUGCUUACUUCGGACGUAAUGCUGUCUAUGUGAACUCUGAUCAAUCAACUUAUGGUAACUUCGAAAAUUGGAUUGGAGAUAAACGUCCAACAAUGAAUCGUGCACGAAGAUGCAUCAAGAUGGAUAGAAGCGGCAAUUGGUUCCAAUCUUGCUGUAAGAAACGCACUUCCACAGUCUGCAAAAAGCCAGCUCUUAGCCGACCCGACCAUAGCCAGGAAUGGCGCCGUGCCAAAUUCUACCGUCGUUAA
Messenger RNA from Auanema sp. JU1783, 504 nucleotides. The record is from the annotation of a GenBank genome assembly. Lineage: Eukaryota; Metazoa; Nematoda; Chromadorea; Rhabditida; Rhabditidae.